This is a messenger RNA of Candoia aspera, 2693 nucleotides long. Its product is annotated as C-type lectin domain family 2 member D-like. Lineage: Eukaryota; Metazoa; Chordata; Lepidosauria; Squamata; Candoiidae. The record is from RefSeq and is a predicted model, not a curated record. Bases 1536 to 2174 code for a protein of 212 amino acids. The transcript is spliced from 6 exons.
CUGCCCCUUUGAGGGUUAAUCGCAAGGGUUUGUUCCAGCAAUGACUUUGCUAGCGUGCAUAUAGGGGCCCUCCCGGUUUGGGGGCUUUAUUUUUCGAGCAGGGCAUACAGUAGCUUGGGUCACACGCGCGCGCUGCUAAGGAUGUGUGUAAUGCUAUGAUUACUAGGACCGCUUUAUUGCAUUUUGGGGAGCGUGCGGGUUCUCUAGUCGUGGGAUAAUGUGAUUACUGUCUGCGAAAUGAGGAAGCCCAGCAACAGCUUUGGGGGACAGUUUGGGCUGUGGAGGAAAAAUCUGUUUCCCUAAAACUCUGUAAUAUCCUUUACAAAAUCCUCCCUCCCUCCGUCUCUCUCCCAACUUUCCAAAGGUUUGAUUGCCAUUUUAGCCACUUCUCCCUUUAUCUCUGGGAACAAGGAGUGUUUGUACAAAGAAGCCAAACCUCCAUGCUGUUCUCCAAUAGGAUUGAGGUCAGUAACACAGUGAGUGAGUAUCCAUAGGCCUUGGCAAGAUCAGAAACAAUACACAAAGAACAUCUGCUGCAAUAGACCUUGAGUGAUUUAUGCAUGCGUGAGAAGGUCAGCUAAAAUGUGGUUUCCUCAACACAAUGAAAGGUAUCCCUUAAAUCAGCCUUUCCCAACCUUUUGACCCUGGAGGAACCCUUGAAAUAUUUUUCAGGCCUCCGGGAACCCCUGCACAUUCAGGCUCAGAUACAGGCCAGAAGGUACAACAUCAUUAUAUUCAUUUCAUGGGUAGGCCUGUGUAGGUGCAUGAACAGUGUUCUUAAACUGAAAAUAAAGAAUGAAACUUCUUUAUCUGAAGUUGCCCGAAUCUGAAAUAAUUUUUAAAACCGUGAUCUCCCAGGGAACCCCUAGGGACCUCUCGCAGAACCCUAGGGAGCCGCAUAACCCUGGCUGAGAAACCCUGAUUCAAGUGGAGGGCAGCAAGUUGAAGAAGAGUUGUUUAAGGAAGCAUCUUCUCUACAGUAAUAUGUCAAAGAUAUAAUAAUAAUAGAAAUUUGAAAAAACAGAAAUUUGAAAAAAAUAAAUGUCAACGAUAAUUGUCUACAGGAAUGAGCAAUGCCAAUUUCUUUGAUUUCCAUGCAGUCUGAAUCCUGGUUUCGUUUGUAACAGACAGCUUGGACGAUGCCAGGGAAAAUUACAGGUGAGGCAUUAAGAUCUUACUUUCACCCAGCUGAGAACUACAGAAAUCAGGACAAAAAUCUUAGGGUAACUGAUGAAGUCAGAGGAAAACUCUUACGGAUUCUGUGGCUAAAACCUUUGGUGUCUAUUCUAAACAGAGGAAUCGUAAUUCGUAAGACAGGCAUGAAUUGAAAAAGCAAACUUGGAUGGGCAAAAGUUUUGAUCAGCAAUAUUUGGAGAUGACUGGACUCAAGCUAGAAUUAGGGAGAACUGGAAAGCGGGAUUGUUUUCUUCAGUAAUCUUUGGUUCUUAUGUUAAGAGCUGGACUGGAACCAAAUACUCUAAAUCUGUUGGAUCAGGAAGAGCACCUGAAAGGACCCUUCCAGAUGAUCUUCUAAGAUGGAGAGAGGCUCACAGAGGGCAGAAGGGGAUUCUGGAUGUUCUGAUCGUUUGACUCCUGAGGCGACGACUGCAUCUUCUCCCAGGAGCCCUGAUGCAGAGAGUGCACGAAAUGCUGGUAAAAACAGAGCUCUCACACCUAAGUGCAUUAAAGACAGAAUAUUCAUUAUAGCAACUGUUGUUCUAGUCAUCCUUUUGAGCAUUGUUAUAAUUGCACUGGCUGUUAAAAAAACAGAAAUAUUUCUGCCUUGUCCUCCAUUUGUUAGCGUUGUUGCCUGUCCAGAUUCCUGGAUUGGAUACAAAGGAAAAUGUUUCUAUAUAUCAAAAGAAGAAAGGGAUUGGCUUACCAGUUUAAAGAACUGUUCCUCAUUUAAUGCAUUGUUGGCUGUGAUUGAUACUCAGAGUGAAUUGGAUUUCUGGGUGGAGUUUUUGGGUGCCCCUCAUUACUGGUUUGGUCUCUCAAGAGAAGUUAACCAGAUCUGGAAAUGGUCCAAUGGCACAGAGUUUAAAGAACAGUUUCCAGUGCGAGGGGAAGGCUUGUGUGCAUAUGUGAAUGAAAAGGGGGCCAGCAGCACCGUGUGCUCCACAGAGAAAUACUUUCUCUGUAGCCGGCCAGAAAGUUGUGCCACGGGUGGAUAACGCAACCCCAUCAAAAGAGGAGCGCUCCUGGCUUGUCUAAUACUCACUGGAGAAGCACGUGCGCAUACAUAGGCUCUCCUGGCACAACCGGACGUGGAACUUGCCUCAUGGGCUCAGUUGUAAUCCUGAGGGUCCAAGCACCUCUUCAGAUCCUAGCUGAACAAGGCUGUCCUGUUGCUUAUCUAAUGUCCCCGCUGGAGAAUUUCACGCUUCCCUGAUAUGUCCAUGUUACAUCACUACAUCUCAUUGUGUUACAUGCUGAAGCUGUAUAAUAGCUUCACCUCCCUUGCGCUCCUCCACCAGCAUCUUCCAAGAAGGUGACAGUCCCCUCAAGAAGGGCAGCUGACUGGAUGGGCCUAUUACGUCCCAGAAGAUUGACUCAUUUCCUUUACUACAUCCUUCGACUUAACUUUUCCUUUUGUGGUCAGAGUGUUGACGGGCUAUCUGUACUUCAGAUCUGCUGCUUUCUUUAGGAGAAAGAAUGUUUUUUACAUAGCUAUUACUAAUUAUUUGACAUUA